AUGGCGCCACCGUUGCUGUCGUUAAAAUGCGGCUUACACUUCCAUAGACGAAAACUGGCAAUUCUCCUGCAAAAGUCGAGCUCGUACCACGUUUGGAGUAAAAGUCAGGGCGAGGACGUCUGGAGGUUCACGACCCAAAGUUCUUACCCGCUGAGUACCCUGCCACACUCCCGAAGAAGUGUAUGGGCUGCAAACAUAACUGAAAAGAGUCGUCGGAUUUUGGAGGCAGCAGAUCAUUUACAGGCAACGGACAAACGAACAUGCUGGCACGGGAAUGCAGGAGGAGGUCUCAGUGCAGACCCCAAAAAUGUGCUGAAAGAGGUGAACUCAGCUACAAUCCUGUCUGCCAUGCUCUCUUAUGUGUGGCCGAAGGACAGACCGGAUCUACGGGCCCGUGUUGGCAUCUCGCUGGGCCUGCUAGCUGCAGCCAAGAUCACCAAUGUGACCGUGCCCUUCAUGUUUAAGUAUGCAGUGGACGAGCUUAACCAGAUGUCGGGACACAUGCUGAACCUGAACGAUGCACCAAGCACUGUGGCUACCAUGGCAACGGCAAUGUUGAUUGGCUAUGGUCUGUCACGGGCGUGUGCAGCCCUCUUCAACGAGCUUCGGAACAUGGUGUUCGGCAAGGUGGCCCAGAGCUCUAUUCGGCGCAUUGCCAAAAAUGUCUUCCUCCACUUGCAUAGUCUGGAUCUGGGCUUCCAUCUGAGCCGCCAGACGGGAGCACUAUCCAAGGCCAUCGACCGUGGUACUCGAGGCAUCUCAUUUGUCCUAAGCGCCCUCAUCUUCAAUCUGGGCCCCACGAUCUUUGAGAUGGGACUUGUUAGUGCCAUCCUGUUCUACAAAUGUGGCGGAGUGUUCACGGCCGUAGCUUUGGGUACAUUAUCCACGUACACCGUUUUCACCAUCCUUGUGACACAGUGGAGAACUCGUUUCCGCAUAGAAAUGAACAAAGCAGACAACGAAGCAGGCAAUGCAGCUAUCGACUCUCUCCUUAACUACGAGACUGUUAAGUACUUCAACAACGAGAAGUAUGAAGCCCAACGGUACGAUGGCUUCUUGAAAAGCUACGAGUCAUCCUCGUUAAAAACCACAUCUACGCUCGCAAUGCUCAACUUUGGCCAGAGUGCCAUCUUCAGUGUCGGCCUCACCGGCAUUAUGAUGCUGGCCAGCAAGGGCAUUGAAGCAGGCACAAUGACGGUUGGCGACCUGGUGAUGGUAAACGGCCUGCUCUUCCAGCUCUCCCUCCCUCUAAAUUUCCUGGGCACGGUGUACAGAGAGACGCGGCAGGCUCUUAUAGACAUGAACACGCUUUUCACGCUGCUCAGUAUCGACACCAAGAUCAAGGAGAAGGAUCUGGCUCCACCUUUAAGCAUCACACCACAGGAGUCCACCAUUCGCUUUGAGGAUGUAUAUUUUGAGUACCUGGAAGGCCAAAAAGUCCUGAACGGAGUGACCUUUGAGGUGCCUGCUGGGAAGAAGGUGGCCAUAGUCGGUGGCAGUGGUUCUGGGAAGAGCACAAUUGUGCGGCUGUUGUUCCGCUUCUAUGAACCCCAGCGGGGGAACAUCUACAUUGGCGGGCAAAACAUCAGGGAUGUCAGCCUCGAGAGCUUGAGGAAGGCUAUGGGUGUUGUACCACAGGAUGCUGUUCUGUUCCACAACACCAUCUUCUACAACUUGCAGUACGGGAACAUCAACGCUACACCAGAGGAUGUUUACCAAGUAGCUCGUCUUGCUGGCAUUCAUGACGCGAUCCUCAGGAUGCCACACGGUUAUGACACGCAAGUUGGGGAGCGAGGCCUCAAGCUGUCGGGUGGGGAGAAGCAGCGUGUCGCCAUUGCUCGCGCAAUACUGAAGAAUCCGCCCAUUCUCCUGUACGACGAGGCCACAUCAUCUCUGGACUCCAUCACAGAAGAGGCCAUCCUGAGUGCAAUGAAGGAGAUGGUCAAAGACAGGACGUCAGUGUUCAUCGCUCACAGGCUUUCCACAGUUGUAGAUGCCGACGAGAUCAUUGUGCUUAGUGAGGGAAGAGUGAAAGAGCGCGGCAACCACGAAACCCUCCUCGGCACGGCGGGCAGCUUGUACGCCGACCUGUGGAACACCCAGAACAGCAGAAUCCUGAACGGCAUCAACAGCGCCAGCCAGCCGCGGCCCGACCCCCUCUCCCAGAAGGAGGAGGAGAGGAAGAAACUGCAGGAGGAGAUCCUCAACAGUGUGAAGGGUUGUGGGAACUGCUCCUGCUGAGAGAAGCUGUCACCUCCGAGUGUCAUUACCACCCCGCACAGAUGGUGGAAGCUGGAGUCCCCAGUCUAUGUGGUAUUUGAGGGAGGCCAAAAUGGGGGGCGGGGGCCCAUUAUGCAUCCUAACCAUGCCUCCAGGGGCGCGGCCAUGCUUCCUUUUCCUCCCACUUCUCCUCCUCUGAAUAAAUGCUCUCGCCGGCCAAGUUGAGGAGGAGCGUAGCAGAUACUGGACGGUCUCCAAAGCUUCUAUAUGUCAGUUUCCUCAGCUGAAGCCAAGAAUGAGAGACCUUGCAUAUCACAUACGUGCACGCUAGACAUCUGACAAACAACAUGGUCACAUCCACUUCCUCGUCUUCGCUUCGCAUCCUUUGGGGCUUAUUCACAUCUUUCUCUGCACUGGGAAAACAGUGGCGAUUACACGUAUGGAUGUACAUAUGAUCUCCAUACUGACUCAAUAUGUAGGGCCUGAUUUGAAAGAGGUUUUACAUUACUGGUAAUUUUGCUCUUUUUUUUUUUUUAAAUAAGUGUGUGUACAUAGAUAUAUUUCUAUGUGUUGACAAUCCAAACUAAUUUUAUUUCCUGUGUUUGUCUUUCUUCACAUUGACACUUCAAAUGUCACAGUCUUGAGUGAAAUACUUAAUUGUUGCAAUUGUCCCCAUUGAAUUCAUCGACUAUAGGUGAAUGUUUGGAGUUGCGAGGGCACAAAAGUGUCUCCCGAGUGAAUUAGCAGAAUGUCACGGCUGCAUUGGUGUAAAAAUAACACCGCAGGAACGCGAGGAGAGCGACUUAUAAAUGAUGAAUGUUUUUUACCACAGCGUGCGCCACGUUCCAAGGAUUCCUUUGGGAACAUUUUGCAGUAAUAUCCUUUAGCCUUGAUGCAGUUAUUGUGACGAGAGUCGUCUUUAUUCUAACUGCAGUUAAAUGUGCAUAUUGAUCAGAAAGCAUUGACGCUUUUGCCUCGGUGUUAACGUUUAAAAACUGACGUGUACAUCCUACGUUUGCGAGGAGUGCUUUGUUGCUGUUGGUGCACACUGUUUGAAUCCCCCCCGGUAUUGUUUAUAUUAAUAAAAAUCGUGACGUUCUA
Molecule: messenger RNA, 3321 nt
Organism: Syngnathoides biaculeatus (alligator pipefish)
Lineage: Eukaryota; Metazoa; Chordata; Actinopteri; Syngnathiformes; Syngnathidae
Gene: abcb7
Product: ATP-binding cassette, sub-family B (MDR/TAP), member 7
Exons: 16
Coding region: 1-2241 (746 amino acids)
Biological process (GO): transmembrane transport; intracellular iron ion homeostasis
Cellular component (GO): mitochondrial inner membrane
Molecular function (GO): ABC-type transporter activity; ATP hydrolysis activity; ATP binding
Source: RefSeq, a predicted model, not a curated record